Messenger RNA from Diabrotica virgifera virgifera (western corn rootworm), 7247 nucleotides. RefSeq names its product A disintegrin and metalloproteinase with thrombospondin motifs 16. Gene Ontology annotation, molecular function: metalloendopeptidase activity. Gene Ontology annotation, biological process: proteolysis. Lineage: Eukaryota; Metazoa; Arthropoda; Insecta; Coleoptera; Chrysomelidae. The record is from RefSeq and is a predicted model, not a curated record. Bases 16 to 2484 code for a protein of 822 amino acids. The transcript is spliced from 16 exons.
AACAAGAACAAAAUAAUGGGAUUCCGUUUUACCAUUAACUGCAGAGAUGACAAAAUGGCACAGCGUUUAAUUAUUCUACUUACUUCUUGCCUUAUAUGUACCUGCAACUCCGCUUUUCAGAUUCACAAACAAAUGAGUUUGGAAGAAAUUAAACAUACCUUUCACGUCGACCAUCAUGACCUUGUUCCAGAAUACGAAGUGGUUCCCGUUCAACAUAAUAUAAGGGGUAUACGAGACGAUGUGGAAAACGCCAUCGAAGAUGACGAAUUAGAUUCUGCAACUAAUAAGUCUAAGAUAAGAGAAACUACUAAUGAUGGAACAACAAAUUUAAAACUAAAAGCAUUCGGAAAACCAUUUAAUUUGAGUCUAAUUCCUACUCGAGGUCUAUUUAAGAAAGGAAAGUUAAAAUUGUGGACUAUUGAACCCAACGCCACCGCUCAACAUGGUGUGGAGUAUGUGGAAAUUCCGGACACCAACGAAGAUAUCGGUGAACUUUAUCAGGAUGAGGAAAAUCAAGCGGCCAUAUUGCUAAGAACCGAAGGAGACGCACUAGUAGUGGAAGGAAGUAUUGGUUCCCAUCUUGUCAUUCGUCCCCUUCCUCCUCGAUUAAGAGGAUCAGUCAUCAGAUCAAAAAACAGAAAUUUUACCAACAAUCAGAAUGAUACUGAAGAUUCAAUCAAUGAUGACGAAAUGUUUUUAGACCAAGAUGGAGAACUUAGCUCGGAGGUCGCUAUCGAUACAGGACUACCAAUUAGAAGAAAUAAAAAUAUUCAUCAUCAUAUUGUAUAUAAAAGAAAAGAAGACGAAGAACAAGAUACUAUGAGUGAUUACGCCUUUAUGGAGCCCGACCAUCUAUCCAAAAGAUACAGGCGUAGCACCACGACAAGCCGAAGAAAGAGAGAAGCGCCAUAUACAAUAUAUCCCGAAAUUCUAGUAAUUGUAGACUAUGAUGGUUACCGAUUGCAUGGUGGAGAUAAUCUGCAAAUCAAACGAUACUUCGUGUCAUUUUGGAAUGGAGUAGACUUAAGAUACAAGCUGCUAAAGGGACCAAAAAUUAGGGUAUCCAUAGCGGGUAUUAUUAUUAGCAGAGGAAGAGAUGCAACACCGUACUUGGAGAGGAAUAGAGUUGGUAGAGAUGCCAUAGAUUCAGCAGCAGCUUUAACGGACAUGGGAAAAUAUUUAUUUAGAGAACGAAGACUUCCUGUCUACGAUGUAGCUGUAGCCAUAACAAAACUAGACAUGUGCAGAAGGUCAUACCCGAGUGACGUUUGCAACCGCGGAACGGCAGGCUUUGCAUACGUCGGAGGAGCAUGUGUGGUGAACAAACGGUUAGAAAAGGUCAAUUCUGUUGCCAUCAUAGAAGACACUGGCGGAUUCAGUGGUAUUAUUGUGGCGGCCCAUGAAGUUGGACAUUUGUUAGGAGCUGUCCAUGACGGUAGUCCACCGCCAUCAUACCUAGGUGGACCAGGUGCUGAAAAGUGUCAAUGGACUGACGGCUUCAUUAUGUCCGAUUUAAGACACACUGAAAGAGGAUUUAGAUGGUCUUCUUGUAGUAUAGCCAGUUUUCACCAUUUUCUAAAUGGUGACACGGCUACAUGUUUAUACAACGCCCCUCAUGAAGAUGAAAGCCUACCGAGAGUGUUACCUGGAAAACUACUAACUUUAGAUGCCCAAUGUAGAAGAGAUAGAGGAACAAGUGCUUGCUUUAAAGAUGACCGAGUGUGUGCACAACUUUUCUGUUUUGAUGCAGGUAGUGGCUACUGUGUAGCUUAUAGACCUGCAGCAGAAGGAUCGCCGUGUGGAGAUGGACAGUAUUGUCUAAAUGGAAGAUGUGUUGCAGAACACGAAAACAUAAUCCCAGAUUACUCUCAAAAUACACCUUCUUAUGUAAGAAGUAACUCAAGAACCUUGUACCAACAACAAACGGAAGAGAGUAACCAGGCGCAACUGUACAAUGACAAAACAGAAACAUCGACGACUUACAAAAACUUACAAAAACAUCACCAAUUACACAGUACUGAAAAACCCCAAUUAGACUUUAAUCCAUAUCAAAACAAUUAUUCAACAACUAAGAAAAAUUCAUACCAGACCCCCUUAAUAUUUAAUUUUAAAAACUUCCAUUCCACCACUUCAGAUCUACCUAGUACAAAAUUCUCCUUUAAAUUUACGUACCCCCAGGAUUCAACGACAAAAUCUGCUUACAACUUCAAACAAUAUUCAAAAUUAACAACUACCCAAAAGCCUACUCUGGAAACCUCAACGGUAGGUACUACCAAUCGUUAUAUAGGCAACUACUAUUUGCUGAGGAAGCGGACGACAAAAAAUCCUUACGAUUUUGCCGAUUUUGGCAAAUCCACACAAAAUCCUUACGACAGCGUAAGCUACAACGAAAACCUAAACAAUAAUUACCUGAAGCGGUCGUACAAUGACGUGAGUUACUUUAGCGAUAGCAAUAGGCAGUCUGUAAGCAGUAGCGUUUACUGAGUAAUAGGUUGAAAUUAUUUAAUGGAGAAUAUUUCUUCAAAAUGGCACUGCUUCGACGGGCCGUUGAAGAGACAAUAUCAGUGCUUGUGAUUGAUAGUUUUAAGUUUUUCAUAUGAUGUACAGUUAAUAAACAUUUAUAAAAUUUUCGGCAAAUACGAAAUGUGAGAAACAAAACGAUCGUGUAUAUUGGAAUAUACGAAAAUUGAAAAUAACAAGACACACACGUAGAGCACAAAAAUAGAGCUGGGUCUAACAACCAAUAGAGGCAAUGUCCAAUGAUGAAUACUUCCGAAAAUAUACUGCAGUAAUAAAAAAGCAGUUUCAAUUUUUGACCUCAAUAAUAUAUCUUAAGAUUUUAAAUAACAAAAUUAAAUUUUAAACAUAAAAUAAUUAGGUACAUAUAUGUACUAUCAUUAGAAAAAUUUGGUGAUUCGUGUACUUCAUACAGACAAUUUCAUAUAUACCAAGUAUUUACUCUCAUUGGAAGUUAAAAAAAUACGGUGACAAAGUAGAUUAUUCAGUUCUCUUGUAUCCUCUCUACCUUUAUUUAUUCCUUAAUAACUGUUUAAAUUUGACAUAAGUUUGUUACACUUUAAUCGUCUACAGUUUCAGCACUUUUAAUAUUGUUGUGGAUGUUAUAAUUUGUUGGCCGUAGUCUCUGUAGGUUGUACUUUUUUAUCCAGCAGGGAAAAAAUCAACCACUGUGGUUGGAAUAUAUGGCUCAGGUUUAAUUUAAUUACAUUUGUAAAAACAAUUCAUAUAUAAUAACUACCUGGUGAACUUUGAUAUAGAAGGCAACUAAUGAACAAUUUUCUUGUUUGAUCCGCAACGAAAAAAUUUUAUUGGGUGAAUAUUACUUCGAAUACCUACAUUAAUAAAAAAUUUGAACACGUCUCAAAUUAUUAUCUAACAUUGUUUGAAUCGCCAUUCUAUUCAAAUACAUCCUCGUAGUCUAAACUUAUUGAAUUUAUACCACGUAUUACAUAAUAAUUCAAAACUUGUAUAAAGUUGUUAUACUCAACUCUGAUCAUAGAUUGCUCGAAUCAUCAUGAUGCCAUUUAUAUAAUACAACAACGCGUAUCAUGCGAUACUUUGAUAUCAAAGAAAAGAUUAUAUAGGUACCACUGCCAAUUAUUAUACAAUAUAUUUUACUGGUUUCUCUUUAAUAAUAUAACAGAACUAUACUACAAUCACAAUAAAGAUGCACUAGAAAUAAAUAAACCAAGACACGUUGAAUGCUACGAGGAGCACUUCCAAAUCAUAAUUUAGAAUGUAUAUACAAUGUAAAUCCCAAAUCAUGAUUUACAAUACAUUUAAAUAGUUUAUACAUUGUAAAUAAUUAUUCGGGAGUGCUCCUCGUAACAUUCAACGUGUCUUGGUUUUUUUAUUUCUAGUACAUCUUAUAACAGCUUUUUUAAUUGUUCUUGCAAUAGUUCAUCAUAAUAGCAAAAUGUUUAGAACCGUUCGCGAAAUGUUCAAUCCCUAUUAUCAUAGCCUUGCUAGUUUUGGUUAUGAUUUCCAAAUAAUAUUGAUUUAUUUGCUUUAGAAGUACCUACACCUACUCCAAUCGUUUACCAGAUACUAGGAUUUUUUAUAUAAUUUUCUAAAAUUGUCUCUUAUUUUAAAAUUUCUAAAACAUGUAAACUAUUGUUUCUAUUUUCUUAUAAUUACACAUUUCCUCAAAUCAUAGAAACGGUUAAUACUAUAAUGAAUAUUGUAAAACUUAAGAAACCAAUAAAAUAUAACACUACAUUCACACUUUAUAUAUUAGCCUUGCAUUAACAUACUUGUUAUACAGCGCUCAUCACUGUAUAUUAAUUUAUUAUAUGUAUUAAAGAACUGAAUGUAAGAAACCACCACAUAGUUUUUUCUCAUAUAAAACGGGAAAUUGAUAAAUAAUAUUUUUAUGGAAGUUGUGCGAUGUUGUAUAAUAUUUUUGUGCAAUAAAUACUUUAAUAUUUUUUUAUGAUUUUAUAACACUUAUUUGAUAUUCGUUUAUUUUGUUAAAAAACGAGUGCACACUGAGAUCUUUUUUUAUUGGCGAGAUGGGGCUUUUUUCAUCAAAGAAAAAUAUAUAUUUAUUAUUUUCUAUUUUCUAUUUACUAUUUUCUAAAUUAUUGUAGAACUAAGUUUGAUUAAAUUUUCUAUUUGCGAAUUGGUCUUUUUAAUAAAUGAAACUCUUAGGGCCGGUUGUUCGAACGCUAAUAAAGAAGUUGAUUAUAAUCAAUCAAUUUAUUGUAAUCAAUUUUCUUGAUGGGAAUCAAAUCGAGACAUCAAAAUACAUGUAAAACACUAAUCAUUCAUUGAUUGUAGGUAAAGCAGUAAUUAAAAUAUAUCCGCAGCUGUUAAAUUAUUAAAAAUUGCUUAUUAUUAUUAUUGAUUUGUAAGUAAAAACAUAAAAUGAACAUCAGAAAGAGUUUAAUUAUGGUUUAUUUUAGAUUAAAACCAAAAUAAUAAAAUAAAUCAGUCAACAAUGUCAACAUAACGCUUAAUCAAAUAUAAUUGUAAUUAAAUAUUUGAUAAUGAUCAUUUUUGAUUAGCGUUCGAACAACUGGCCCUUAACGUGUUUGUAAAUUUUUAGUUGUGAGACGUUUCAAGUACCUACUUACGGUUGUUUUAAUUUUCAUCUGAAUUAGAAUCAAAUGAUAAAAUAAGUCAGACGAAGUAAUGCCAUAAUCUAAAAGAAUGCUAAGAUUACUAUUACGGGUAGUACAUCGUUAAUAAACUCCAAAUUGCCUUUUUGUAUGAAAAAUUCACUGUAAAGUAUUAAAUAUUAUUCAAUAAGUACUGUAGAAGUCAAAUGUUGAUUUGCGCUGCUCUGUGGUAGAAAAAUAUUACAAAAUAUAAAUGCAAUACCAAUUUUCUAGUAAUAAAAGAAAACAUCUGUAAUAAAUCUGUCUCUAGAAAUAUAUUUUAAAAUUUCUGAGGGAAAAAUUAACAAUUUAAAAUUCAAGUGAAGAGUAGCUGAUUACCUGAGUAGCUGUUAUAAUUCUUUAAACAGUAAAUAAAGUAUGUAUAUUUCGAAAUGGUUUUACAAAAUGACAAACUUUUGUAUGUAGCUAUUUUAGAAUAAAGAAUAAAAUACCAUCAUCAUUGUUGCCUAUAAUCCCUUCGGAUUAUGCCCUACGCUUUUGCGUACUAUCCGAUUCUGAGGUGGAUUAGUCCUCUUUCUCCUCUUUUGGAAACCAUAUGUGUUCGCGCUGAUUUCGUUAUAUGUCUCCAUUCCUUCCUAUUUGCAUUUAUUGUCACUCCACCAUCUUGUUUACGGUCUCCGUGGCUUCUUCAUUGAAUUACGGUCCACGCUCGUACAUUUUUUAAUCAUCUUAUUUACAGAUCUUCUGAUGAUGUAUCAUAUCUAUCCUAAGCGCUGUGAUUUAAUAACUAUCACUAAAAAUUUGAAGUUGUCGGUCUUUAGGUAUCCUUCUUUGUUUGCUUUGUUUUUUCUUCAAUGUAUUCUCGUUUCGUUUCUUUGACCAGAAAAUGUUCACUUUCUGGAUAAUUUUUGGUCCAGAAAAUACCAGUUUUCUGGUCAAGACCGGAAAGUGAACGUUAAAAUUCAUUAUUUUUUCUCUCGCGUUUCCAAAGACAUAAAAGACUACUCCCAUUUCUACACCUUUAUUAUUGCUACUAUAAAAAAUGUGUACUUUCCUUUCUAUAUUUCCCCAUUGUUUCUCCAUCUCACCUGCUGUAGAGCUGUCAUCUGGAUUUGGUACUUUUCAAUUUCUCUUUCAAUUUCUUCCAUUUGCCCCGUCUUUAGAAUCGUUUUUACAUGGCUAUUGCAUUUGCAAAGCCAAUUGCAUUAGCAAAGUUGCUAUUCUUGUUUGUUUAUAUUGCUUUCUUUUAUUGUUUCCUUUAUAAAUAAUAUUCAUUUCUUUUUUCUCCGCCUGGUUAAGACCUCUAUUAUCGGCCCCUGGUGCUUCUAUCAGUUUCUGUGGUUCAUUUAACUUAUCUUUAUUUUCGUUCCAUUUCCACAGUUUGGCUUCCAUAGUUAGUUUACUAAAUCCGAUUAUUACUUCUUGGUACAUACCACAGUCUUGGUUCGCAUAUCAUGGUUUAUAUAGAUUCUUUCAUUUUCACAUUUUUUCUUUUUUAUUAUUAUGUUUCUUUAAAUCACGAUGUGUCUUCCAGUUUUUGUGCUUUUUUAACUUAGACUUCAGACACUAAAACUUGUAGAUGUACCUUCACAAAUUUUAUCAUUGCUUCUUUUAAUUCGUCCGAUGUAUCUGUGUCUAUUUUUAGUUAUGGCAUUUCUCUUCCUUCUUGGUCUAUCAAGUAUUUCCAGGUUCUGUUGAAUUUUUUCCAUUUAUAUCUUAAUCUCUUAUGCUUAAUUAUUGCACGAAGUGAUACUCCAAUUACCAAUUAGUGCAAGAAUGCUAAGUGCUAAGUCUACUGUUACGGGUAGUACAUCUUGAACAAACUCCAAAUUGCGCUUCUGUAUGACAAAUUCAUUGUAAAGAUUAUUGAAUGGUUAUUAUAAUCAGUCAAAUGUUGUUUUUCAUUGUUUGCGGUAGGAAUAUACAUAGAUAUUACAAAACUGAAUUAUCUAUGAUACCAAUUAUCUAGCAAUAAAAGAAAACAUCUGUAAUAAAUCCAUUUCGAGAAAUAUAUUUUAAAAUUUCUGAAAGAUAUUAACAAUUUAAAUGAAGAGAGGCUGAUUAGUAUGUUGUUAUAGUUCUCUAAACAGUAAAUAAAGUAUAUUUCGAAAAAAUGGUUUUACAAAAUGACAAACUUUUUUAUUUCCGAAUAAAGAAUAAUAUUAAAUA